Colletotrichum truncatum is the source of this 855-nucleotide messenger RNA. RefSeq names its product rhamnolipids biosynthesis 3-oxoacyl-[acyl-carrier-protein] reductase. Gene Ontology annotation, molecular function: oxidoreductase activity. NCBI's taxonomy places the organism in Eukaryota, Fungi, Ascomycota, Sordariomycetes, Glomerellales, Glomerellaceae. The record is from RefSeq and is a predicted model, not a curated record.
AUGGCCGAAGCACAGCUGGAAGAUUUCCCGUCGCUCUUCUCCCUCAAGGGAAAGGUCGCCGUCGUGACCGGCGGCUCCCGCGGUCUGGGUCUCCACGCCGCCUCUGCUUUCCUCCAAGCAGGGGCUUCCAAGGUCUUCAUCUCAUCCCGCAAGGCGAAGGCCUGCGAAGAAGCCUGCAAUGCGCUCAACGCCAUUCCGAACCGCAGCCCCGGCGCCGUCGCGAUUCCCAUUGCCGCCGACGCGGCAUCAAUCAAGGGCGUCGAGCACCUCCUUGCCGAGGUCAAGAAGCAUACGGAUAAGGUUGACAUCCUGUUUGCCAAUGCGGGCGCUACAUGGGGAGAGGCUUUCGACACGCAUCCCGACAGCGCGUUUGCCAAGGUCAUGGACCUGAAUGUCAAGGGCGUCUUCAACACGAUCCGCCUGUUUACUCCGCUCCUGGAAAAGGCCGGCAACACCAACGACCCGGCUCGCGUCAUCAUUACGGCUUCAGUGGCGGGUCUCGGUAUCGGCACUCUCGGAAAGCAAGGCACGUACGGCUACAGCGCGAGCAAGGCGGCUGUCAUUCACCUCGGCAGAAAUCUGGCUCUGGAGCUGGCCCCGAGACAUAUCACUGUCAACUCGAUCGCUCCGGGCUUCUUCCCCAGCAAGAUGUCAAAUGGUCUCUUGGAAAUGUCCGGGGGAGCUGACCAGAUCGGCAAGGGCAACCCCAUGGGCCGUCUUGGAAAGCCGGAGGAUAUUGCGGGCGCCGUGGUCUACCUCGCCAGCCGUGCUGGGUCUUAUGUCAAUGGCGAGGUGAUUGCAAUUGAUGGAGGAUCACUGUGGAAGCGCGGGGAGCUGAAUUUGUCUAAGCUGUAG